AGUAUGUCAGUAUGUUGGUGUGAGUCGUGGUGGACGGUCGCAGUACGUGUUCCUCCGUAGUGCGACCUUUGUGUAUCCUAAGAUUCUUUCACUUAAAAAGGGGAGUUCUAUGACAGGCUUUGCGAUGGAUCGGAUAAUCGUCCUGUUGGCGGUGAUGUGUCUGGCCGGUCUCACGAGUGCUAUGUCGAGACGUCACAGGGACGCCACGCCUUACAUUGACGACGAUUCCAAUCAGCUGUGGGGGGCGGAGGACCCCGCCGGCCCCGCUGAGGGGGAGACUGUCGAUGCACAUUUUCUAGAGCAUCAUGAUCCGUGCCAGGCCCACUUCUGCGAGCGGGGGCGCGUCUGCCGUAUCGACGGGCGGGGCAAGCCCGGCUGCGAGUGCCAGCCCUUCUGCUCGAGGCACCGCAAGCUGGUGUGCGGGGAUGACGGGCGCCUCUACCUCAAUCACUGCGAGCUUCACCGGGCGGCCUGCUUCAUCGGCAUGACCAUUCACAUCGAUCGCAGCCGGAGAUGCUUCCGCAAAGGUCUCCAGCCAGUGACCUGGGACAGCUCCCCCUCCCGCCACACUCCAGCUCCUGCAGUAGCCGACCCCGCCCUAAAUCAGAUCAGCCCAGAUAUACGAAAUGACCUCACGCAGAGAGGAGGGGCCGUCCUAACGACACGCUCCCCUAUCGAGGAUGACCAAAGAGGCGAGGAGGAGGAGGAGGAGGAGGAGGCGGAGGCAGAGGACAGGAGGGCGGAAGGAACCAAGUUGGAGGACAGCAACUCUUGCUCCAUGCAGCAGUACGAGAUCCUUAAGGAUAACCUUUUACUGUACCACCACGCCCGACUCAUGGCCGAGAAGGGACGCGGAUCCGAGAGAGAGUAUCUUGUCGGGCUCAUGUUUUCCAAGUUCGACACCAACAACAACGGCGCUUUGGACCACGAGGAGCUGACGCAGGUGUCCGAGAUGGAGGAGGUUAGCCGCCUGGCGGAGGAGUGCUCGCUGGUGGACAUGCUGCGCUACGACGACGGGGACGGCGAUGGACACCUCAGUCUAAACGAGUUCUAUACCGCCUUCAGUAAGUUGUACAGCGUGUCCGUGGUGUCCCUCGACAAGGCCCUAGAAGUGAACCACGUCUCGGCCCGCGUCGAGGACAACCUUGAGAUCAAGUGCGACGUCACUGGGACCCCAUCGCCCCCCAUCGUCUGGAGAAGGAACGGGCUCGAUCUGGCCGCUUUGAAUUCGGAGGACAUCCGGGUCUUUGUGGACGGGUCCUUGUACCUGACCAGACUACAGCUGAUCCAUGCAGGAAACUACACCUGUCACGCUGAUCGCAACAAGGAUGUCGUCCAGACCCACAUUCUCACUGUGCACACCGUGCCAACCGUCCAGGUGACUCCACACAUCCAGAGCCUGAGACCUGGAGAAGAGGCUGUGAUGAGCUGCAGGGCGACAGGGGAGCCUUUCCCAAAGGUAGAAUGGCUGAAGAAUGACGAGCCCCUGCGGGUGGACAUCCCCCACAAGUACCAGGUCGUCGGGAACGGGACGCAGCUGCGCGUGCGCAACAUCGGCUACGCCGACACAGGGGCGUACAUGUGCCAGGCCACCAGCGUGGGCGGGAUGGCUCGAGACAUCAGCUCUCUCGUGGUUCAAGAGAAUCCAGCUCCAACCGGCGAACAGCAAGAGAGUCGCGUCUUCGUCUUCCACGACUGGGGAGUGGCCGUGUACGAACCGGACGAAUGCAGGCUCUUCCACGUCAUCCAAGGAACUGACGUCAUCCCUGGGACGCAGGAGUACGUCUGCGGAGAUAAAGGUACCAACUGCUCCUGGGGCAGGGCCAUCAACGUCGCCGAAAGAUACAUCUACGUGACCCAGCCCAGACGGGAUCGCGUCCUUGUAGUCUCCGUCCAGCAGAUGGUCGUUGUUGACGUAAUUGUGACUGACCAGUACCCGGUAGAGGUGUCCUAUGUUCCCAAUUUGGACCAAGUUUGGGUUUUGAAUUGGCGAUCCACUAAGGACGAAGGUGUCAAAACCAUCCAGGUCAUUCGUGAUGCCUCCCAGAAGAAGAAACACCACACGGUUCACCCAGAGCCCAUUGACGGUCACUUCGACCUCGUCAAGAACCUGUUCGUGCCUCCAACACAGGACCUGGGCCACGACUUCCGGUACGCUUACGUGACGCACACCAACCAGAGGGGCCUGUACAAGCUGGACUUGGCCAACAUGAAGUACGUGAAGACCGUCGAUCUCACUCCUUACAACUGCGUCCCACAACACCUCGUGUUUUCAUCAUUACAUGGCUUGGUAGUCAUGGAGUGCCACGAGCCAGUGACAGGGCGCCGGACGGGACAGCUGGUUUUGGACUACCUGACCGACGCGGUCCUGAGCCACAAGACGACCCUCAUGGGAACGCCCCACGUCGUGCCUGAUUCGUCCCUCGUCAUCACCGUGGAUACUUUGUACCACGUCAAGAUCGUCGUCCAAAAAGUUACAGACCACGGUCUGGAGUACGUCUUCGACGUCAUCACAACCCUCAACGUCAGUGACGUCACGUUCUUCCCUUCGAGGCUGACUCACAGUUACGACAUGUACGCCGCCUCCACGGACAAGGACGACAUCUUCUUCCUCGACCUGCACACAGGGAAGGUCGAGAUGAUCACAGGAGUGGGCAAGGCCAUGUCCCCAUCACUGGCCGAGUGGGGCAACACCAACCGGGGGAUCGUCUCCUCCGGGGUAUUUGGGCACUACAUGGUCUCCCCAGCGGAGGCUGCCAUCUUCGUCAUCAACGGCGAGACCCGAACAGUCAACUGCGAGAUCGGGUCCCUGGUCCAUCCACGCCUGGCCGUUUGGGUCACCAGGAAGUACAUCUAAGGCUCUAGAUUUAGGCAGGGGAAACGAGAAGAAGAAGAAGAAGAAGAAAGAAGAUGCAGAGGAAGAAAAAAGAAGUCGAGGGCCAUUUUGUGAAGAGUAGAGAAAUCAUACUUCUUUUGUUUUUUCCUGUUUCUUAGGGGAGGUUUUAAACUUUGAUGCUUGGUAAGAUCUGGCAAUUUUUUAGUCCUGCUGGGUAGAGGGAAGCUGAAAAAAAGCCAAGUGCAAGAGGGUCGCUGGAUCAUUUUGUUUUUAUCCCUACUGGACACGCAUUCCGUUCGGCAGCUGUUGAAACGAUUAAAAUGGAUGCGCAAAUCUCCGUCAGUCUUACGAUUUAGAGAAACGAAACGACAGCUUGAAGUCUCAGACACAUAUAUCAGCAUUAAGAGCCUCUGUGAAGCAGAUUCCAAAGUUUGACAUAUUUCGUGUGGGCUUCGAGGUCAGAAGUUGAUGUAGUAGAUACUGAAAAUGUAGUUAAUUUUCUUAUUCAUGGUAAAUAGGUCGUGAUUGGUUCAAGAAUUGCCGACUCAGACUAAAAAUCACAUCUUUUUAAAUAAAUUAAUUUGAUCUUGUGCGAAUAUGAAAACAAAAAAUUUUGAUCUUGAAAAAUCUUCAUGUUUUAGAGGCAAUAGAAAACCCUUGCCCUCUGAACUUGAUUGGUAAAGAUUCAUAUAAAUGGGGAAAAAUAUUUUUUUCCAAUGCCAGCCAAUUAGAAAACGUAGUUUUUCCGAUAACCCACGAAUGGGCAAUAAUUCGAAGCUGCUAAUAAUAAGAUUCAGGAAUAUUAAGUACUUGAACAUGAGGGACACGAACAUCUUCACGUUAACAGCCCUAUAUUAUAGUAUAUAUAAAGCUAAUUGCAAAUGUCAGUGGCAUUCUCAGUCAGUCAUUGAUGAUGUCAUGGAAGACGAAGAAUAGAGAGCCCGAUCUAACACCAGCAAUCAGCUCUCAGCUCUCCUGCCUUACAAAUGAGAGACGAGGAGAAUUCCAAGCGCCCCUCGUCUGUCGCUGCAUCUCGGGACCGUCUCGAGUCUCUAGACCAUUAGGGCGUCGGCGUGAGCAUACGCUAGUCUUGGCUUCAUUUAAGAGAAAUCUGAAGUAGCAGCAGCAGUAGAAACGUUUCCAAGUGGGAUUUGCAAAACGAGCAAAAGGAGGGUGACUUUCCAACGGCUGAAACUACUACUGUACACCUUGUUCGUUGGAUGUCACCCGUCAUCACCCUCUCGCACUCAUUGGCCCAAAGCAAGCGAUGCCCCGGCUGAAAAAACAUCGGAUCAGAAGCAACAUAAAAAAAAAAUAAAAAAUAAA
This is a messenger RNA of Macrobrachium nipponense, 4162 nucleotides long. Its product is annotated as follistatin-related protein 5-like. Lineage: Eukaryota; Metazoa; Arthropoda; Malacostraca; Decapoda; Palaemonidae. The record is from RefSeq and is a predicted model, not a curated record. Gene Ontology annotation, cellular component: axon; plasma membrane. The transcript is spliced from 21 exons. Bases 110 to 2857 code for a protein of 915 amino acids. Gene Ontology annotation, molecular function: cell-cell adhesion mediator activity; calcium ion binding. Gene Ontology annotation, biological process: axon guidance; dendrite self-avoidance; homophilic cell-cell adhesion.